CACGUGUGUACACACUGCAGGGCUCAGCAGCAGCGCUCCAGCAGUAGUAGUAAAGUCUGUAACGGUCGGCCCCCUUUCACACCGAGCCUCGUACGAAAAGUUGAUAGGUGACGCGGGUCUUAACGGAAAUCCGACUAAACGGUUUGUGUUCGCUCACCUUGUCGCUUUCACGCUUCAUGGGUUUGGAGACAACCGGAAGAGAUUUAUCCGCGUCUAUUUCCAAAUGAAGCAAUUGAGAAAUGUCAGUGGAAAUGCUACAUCCAAAUCCAAUGCCCCCGUAGGUUUGUCGCCGAUCCAAACCUAUACGUUUGUGUGGAUCUGCUGAGAUAGCUUGUCAGAGCCCAGCGAUGUGGAUCUGCUUGAUUCACAAUGAGACGGACGCCAGCGUGGACUUCCAGCUCUGCCAGGACUUGGGCCUCAUCCUAUCAGUCGUCUCCCUCAUCUACCUCCUCGUGUGCUUCCCUUUGGGGCUGUGCUACAAUGUGCUGCUGGUGGUGGUGAACCUGUCCAACAAGGUGUCCAUGACCAUGCCAGACGUCUACUUUGUCAACAUGGCCAUUGCGGGCCUUGUGCUGAAUCUGGUGGUGCCGAUGGAGCUCCUAGAUGCCACGUUCACACGCUGGAACGCAUGGGAAUACAACGACGAGGUCCACAUCACCCUCCUCAUCCUUUUCAACAUCUCCUCUCUGGUCAUCAUGUAUUCCACCACGCUGCUGAGUCUGGACUACUACAUAGAGCGGGCGCUGCCUCGCACAUACAUGUCCAGCGUGUACAACACAAAACACGUGUGUGGGUUCAUUUGGGGCGGCGCGGUGCUGACCAGCUUCUCUUCACUGCUCUUUUAUGUGUGCAACCACAUCUCCACCAAGAUGGUGGAGUGCUCCAAAAUGCAGAACAAGGAGGCUGCAGAUGCCAUCAUGAUGUUCAUUGGUUACGCAGUUCCAGCGGUGGCGGUGCUUUACGCCUUUGUGCUGAUUUUACGCAUCAGGAAGGAGUCUACACCUCUGGAUCAGGAUUCGGCUCGCUUGGAUCCGUCCAUACACCGGCUGCUGCUGGCCUCGGUGUGUGUGCAGUUCGUCCUGUGGACCCCGUACUACAUGACCCUUUUGGUGCACACCAUCUCUGGCACACCGGGUUAUAUUAGCAUUGCUUAUAACAUCCCUACGUAUAAUUUCCUGAAGUGUGUGUCUAAGCUGCUGGCCUUCUCCAGCAGCUUUGCAAUGCCUCUCAUGUACAGACAGAUGAACAAAAACUUCUCCAGCAAGCUCCAGCGGCUGCUCAGAAGGCUGCACUGCAGGGACCGCUCCUGCCCUCAUGAACGCUCAACAGUGCAGCAAGUGGUGACGUGAAGUCAGCUGCCCCUCCACCCCUUGGCCCAGCAGCACUUACUUCCCCUCCCAGCCACCCCACCCGCUCAGAGCCAGUGUCAGACCGAGCUUCCUCACCGCUGUGGACCGUGUGAGGAGCGACACGGCUGAGUGGAAUUUCCUGUCCCUUUCCAGAACUCUGUCUGAUCCAUCCUUUCUUUUCCGCAGCAACAGGACAAACCAAGAAAAAAAAAACACAAAGUGCUGCUUUUUUGUCACCGAGUGAAGCUCGUCACCAGGACACUCGGGUUUCUGAUUCAGGGCUGCUAAAGUUAGUACAAUCAUCCAAUCGGAGUUCGGCGUUCUCUGAGGGCUUCACUUUCCAACAGUGCAACGGUUUCUCCAGCUAGUCUUCUGGAUGUGGGUUUGUUGUAUGGGCUGCCUGCAGUUCACCGUUAAGUGUCAAGAUGCUGUGAUUUAAUGUGAAAGCGGGAGCUUCCUCUAACAACCAAUACGCUCUAAACCUCUGCUAAAGGUAACCCAAGUCACUUUAGCUCUAAACAAAACCUCUGCAUUGAUACAAACUAGGUGUGUCCUAACGCGUAACUCUGCAGGUGACUUAACACUUUUGCUGUCUUAAAUGUGUUGGCAUUCUUACAUCAAGUGUUCAAGAAGCGUGCUAAUCUGCUAGACCCUUUAAACCACAGCUAGCUUGUAGCAAUGCUAGUAGAAAGUUUGUAUUCAGGGUUUUAACCAUAACCGGUAUACCUCUUAGUCUCUACUGUAAUCAGAUUACCUGUUAAUCUCCGGCAGUUCGGAUCGGCUCGUUAACCUGAGCAGACAGCCCAACCUCGGCUAAGCCGGGACACCAUGUACACCCUCUGGGUUUUAGACCUGUUCUCUGGCUCCAGCUCACCAGUUUGGUUUAUUAACACAACAAAUCCACGCUGCUUCGGUGCCAGACCUCUUCUAGUAUUAGCAGUUCCUUAUUGCACAGUGUUUGCUGCAAUACAACAUUCUGGUUUUUACUUGCUUUUAACCAAACAUGGCCAGUUUUCCUGUGCACCAUCCUGUGAGCAGAUGCAUCAUCCAAAUGGGGCAUUUGCUGUAAAAACCUCUGAAGAGUUUCCACUGGCUUGCCUUUUACCGUGAACUUUAAAUGACAGUGACUUGAUGUAUCUUUCAUGAUUGAGAUUCGUGCUUCUCAUAUUUGAAUCCCGUAUAUUUGAAAGCACCACACCUACAGUUGCUGAGUAAAUCGGUUUGGACAUUUAAUUUUUGCAGCAUGACACCAUGGCGCCUGCUGUCAGGCUGUGAGAAAACUCUCAGUUUAGACUGUUUACAUUUGGAGCUGCAGUUUGUGUUGGCCUGUAGAAAUAACGCACCGUUUAUCACUAUUCCAGCUCCGUAAAAUUCUUACAGUAUGGUCCGAAAUGGGAAACUAGUGAGCACUUGUGUGAAAAUCAGAGGGCAACUUGUUCAAAUGGUAUUUAUCAAAUCCAAACGUGACCCUCAGCAUGUGCUGCGCUGAUACUGGAACAGUUCAGAACUCCAGAAUUAGUCUUGGAUCAGAACUGCACGAGGGAAACAACAAUCAAGGUCACAAUUUUUGCAGGAGCAAUUGUUAAACUGCAAGACGCUGCUGCAAAACCACCUUUUCCUAAACCUUUUCUGGAGAUGACAUGUUUCAGCUGAGUUUUCUAAUAACACAUGGAGGGUGUGACUUUUAAAACACCCAAGAUCUGAUCAGGUUCUUUCCACCAUCACCAAAAUGUCAUUAGUGUGAUUUGGAAGCUAUCUUGCAAAUCCAACUGUCAAGAUCAAUAAUUAGCAAUUAGCAAAUGGACGGUGCAUGAUGGAUGAGAAGUGGAAAAUAAAGCUAGCGAACACCUCUGAAAUCACGCCCAACGACAACGUCUGCUCCGGUCUGAGAGCAGUUUAUUAUUUCAGAGGGGUGCUUCCAUCUCACACCAGAAAUCACAAGCACCCACUUCACUUAGUGGUUAAAACAGACACGUGAGCUCACCCACAAAGCGUGUGUGUGUGUGUGUGUGUGAUGUAUGUUAGGUAUUUGGAGAGCAAAACCUCAGCUGUUUCCUUGGGCUCUUUCAAUAAUAAUACCCUUAUUUGACUGUGUGAAUAAUGUAAAUGUAUAAAUGUGUGUAAAUGUUGAAAGAUACCAUGCUUUAUCGAAAUCACAGUAUUAUUUUCUCAGAGAUAUAUUUAGAUUCUGUAAGCACUCUUACUGUUAGCUGAGUCAAAGACUGAUUAAACAAUAAACUAACAUGACUCGA
Messenger RNA from Nothobranchius furzeri (turquoise killifish), 3601 nucleotides. It is a transcript of the gene gpr146, whose product is annotated as G protein-coupled receptor 146. Gene Ontology annotation, molecular function: G protein-coupled receptor activity. NCBI's taxonomy places the organism in Eukaryota, Metazoa, Chordata, Actinopteri, Cyprinodontiformes, Nothobranchiidae. Gene Ontology annotation, cellular component: membrane. Gene Ontology annotation, biological process: G protein-coupled receptor signaling pathway. The record is from RefSeq and is a predicted model, not a curated record.